Aspergillus melleus is the source of this 900-nucleotide messenger RNA. RefSeq names its product ankyrin repeat domain-containing protein. Gene Ontology annotation, molecular function: protein binding. Bases 1 to 900 code for a protein of 299 amino acids. Lineage: Eukaryota; Fungi; Ascomycota; Eurotiomycetes; Eurotiales; Aspergillaceae. The transcript has a single exon. The record is from RefSeq and is a predicted model, not a curated record.
AUGCAUUUAUUCGAGCUACCGGAAGAGGUUCUUCUGUCUAUUGCAGACGAGAUCGAUAGUUCCACGGACCUUCUGUCACUAUGCCGCACUAGCAAGACACUUUUGCGAAUUACACUCGGCGUUCUUUACCGGUUAAACAUUCAACAAGAAGGCAGUUCGACAUUGCUUUGGGCUGCAAGCAAAGACGAGAUUACGGUCAUUCAGGCGCUGUUAGGUUACGGUGCUGAUAUAAAUGUCAAGGACGACGAAGGAUGGUCAACCGUAUCCCUGGCAGCACAGAACGGCCAUUCUAGAGCUGUGGAACUGCUACUCAUGCAGGACAACCUCCAUCUGUGGUCUUGCGAUCACCGGUUUCGAUCGACCGCACUACACGAAGCCGCAAGGGCCGGCCAUCUCUAUUAUGUGGUCAACUUGUUACUCGGUGGCAAGAACGUCAAUGUGAAUGUUAUGGAUAGAGACAGGAGGACGCCCCUGUGGUGGGCGACCUAUUCCCAACAUAAGGCGGUGGCGGAGCGACUACUGGCGGUGGAUGGAAUCGACGUGAAUGCUCGCAGUCGCCUAUCUGAAUCAGCAAACCAACCCUCCGAGUCCUCUGCCUCCCUCCAUCAUCUUGUCUGUUGGGAAGAUAAUGCUGCGCCCCUAAUAAACUUGUUCGUCCAGAAAGAGGGACUAGAUCCGAAUAUAGAGAAUGAGCAAGGGGAAACACCACUCUGGUUGGCAGCCAAGAAGGGAGAUGUCACGAUCGUGGAUAUGCUGUUAUCCCACCGGGAUAUUGAUGUGAACGCCUUUGAUCGGUCAGGCCGCUCUCCGCUCUGGGCUGCCGCACUCUACGGCCAUGUGGAGGUCGUUAGAAGGCUCCUUGCCCUCCCCGCGACGGACUGGAAUCAGACCGCUUCAUAA